Messenger RNA from Dentiscutata erythropus, 317 nucleotides. Lineage: Eukaryota; Fungi; Glomeromycota; Glomeromycetes; Diversisporales; Gigasporaceae. The record is from the annotation of a GenBank genome assembly.
GAAACGGUAGAUUUGGAUUUGCGGAUAUGAUUUUUGGUGAUGUUAAUUAUUCAAUAAUUGAAUUAAAAUACGUCAAUAUCUUAGGUUUAAUAGAGGCGACAAAAAAUGAUUGGAAUGUAUCUCCAUGUACGAAUGAUUUAUAUCUGUUAGGAUAUCCAAAAUUUAUACGCUUGGUCCUGGCUAGAAAACUUAAAUCAAGAAAAAUGGACGAGAAAGAUGGUAAGAGAGUUCAUAGAACCUUUCAGGAAUCCAAGACAGGAAUAUAUACUCCGUUUGGUGUCGAGGGGAAGAUGCCCUUCUUUGGACAACCGUUCUGA